AUGGCUUCAGCAGGUGACAUGAAGAUACAGACUCUGGCAAAAGAAAUGUACAAAUCACAGAAUUAUCACUUCUNAGAAUAUGUAUCGAAGAUGGCUUCAGCAGGUGACGUGAAGAUACAGACUCUGGUAUUUUUUGAUACUGAAACUACUGGACUUUCACAUUUGAUAGGCAAAAGAAAUGUACAAAUCACAGAAUUAUCACUUCUAGCUGUUGACAGAAGAGAAUUUGAAAACAAUAAUGAAAACAUUCGUGUCAUUAAUAAAUUAAACCUCUUCUUUAGACCACGUUGCCAUAUUUCAUCCGGUGCUGAAAAAUUGACAGGUUUAACCGAUUCAUUACUUCAGUUUCAAGAAACAUUUAUAAACAGUGCUGAAUUAAUAAAAUUAUUCCUUAAAAGAUUAAAUAAACCUAUUUGUAUUUUAGCUCAUAAUGGUAAUAGAUUUGAUUUUCCUCUUUUAAGAGCAGAAUUUAACAAUUCUGAAAUGGAUAUUUCUGGAUUCAUGUUUUGUGCAGACACCUUACCUGCCUUCAGGUCCAUUCUUUCUAAAAUACACAUUAAAAUUGAAUCUCCUUCAGCAAGGAAUGAAGAAUCAAAUCAAAUUGAAUAUCUUACUGAUGCUCUUACAAAUGUACAUUUGGAUAAUAAAUGUAACAAUGACAAAGAUGACAAUAUUGUUAAAGAUAAUAUAGACUUUCUCAAAAGAACUCCAUCUAAUGAAAUAUGUAAAAAAUCUGCAGACAUGCGACAAAUCUCGGAGGAUCAGAAAUUAUGUAAAACAGAACGUUCAGUCAGAAAACAGCUACUUACUAAUUAUCCAGAUGUUAAACAGAAUACUUCUGUUGAUAAAAAAACUCCAUCAAAAACAAAGGUAAAAAUGUCUUACAAAUUAAGCAGCCUGUACGAAUAUUUUUUUAAUUGUCCUCAACCCGAUUCACAUGCAGCCGAAGGUGACGCUUUGGCUCUGUUAAAAAUGGCAAAGAAAAUAAAUGAUCAGUUUCUGACAUGGAUGGAAGAAAAGAAAGUCCCAUUUGAAAAUAUAAACCCAUUAUGGUAAUAAUUUAAGAUAAUUUUUAGUCAUUAUACAUAGAAAUAUAGGUAAUACACAUUGAAUAAUAAUGCAAGAAUGUGCAAUGAAUUGCUUUUAGUUAUAUAAAAAAAAUUCAUUAUUGAAUUAUUUUUUGUAAUUGCAUGCUUCAGCUUUAUUUUUUAAUCAUAACUUUAUAUUUUUAUAACAAUCCACGAAAAACCUUUUUUUACGAGUGUUUUUUACGAGACUCCCGGCAAUAUCGAGAAUACGAAGAGCCGCCUCUGCGGCUUGGUGAUCCCGAGUUUUGAUUAUUAGAAGACCACUACGGGAGUAGCGGACAAUCUAGCAGCAAUUCCGGUCGGGGGAAAUGCAGUUUGAGGGCCGCAUGGAGCUCAGCCGGACGAAGACGUCGGAGAGGUCCCUGUCCUUCCAGAAAAAUCGUAUAGAUUUGGUCCGAAGGAAGGGACGAACGGAUGGAGAAGAGUUUCUCCAAUUCCGACAGAGGAGAAAUAAAUCUUAAUUCGUCAGAAGUAAUGAGUGCUUCCGAUCCCGAUGGUGGCUUUUGAAGGCGCUCGCGCGACUGCGACGCCAUUACCGAGUCCGGAGGAGAAGCCACUCCGGCUGAAAGAAAGAGGAAAACUCCUACCUGGACAGAGAAGGGGACAAAGAGGAAGACCAGAAGCUAAAGAAUAAGGAAGAAUGUAGUAAGUUUUGGUGAUUAAAGAUAGAUGGGUGGAUAAAGGGAGCCAGUCA
This is a messenger RNA of Centruroides sculpturatus (bark scorpion), 1782 nucleotides long. Its product is annotated as three-prime repair exonuclease 1-like. Lineage: Eukaryota; Metazoa; Arthropoda; Arachnida; Scorpiones; Buthidae. Gene Ontology annotation, cellular component: cytoplasm. Bases 1 to 1056 code for a protein of 351 amino acids. The record is from RefSeq and is a predicted model, not a curated record. Gene Ontology annotation, molecular function: 3'-5'-DNA exonuclease activity; nucleic acid binding. The transcript is spliced from 3 exons. Gene Ontology annotation, biological process: DNA catabolic process.